Molecule: messenger RNA, 521 nt
Organism: Tarenaya hassleriana
Lineage: Eukaryota; Viridiplantae; Streptophyta; Magnoliopsida; Brassicales; Cleomaceae
Exons: 3
Coding region: 64-366 (100 amino acids)
Source: RefSeq, a predicted model, not a curated record
GUUCGAGUUCUGUUGUUGCCGUUCUUCUCCUGCUUCGUCGUCGUCGCAGGGAAACCGUCAGUCAUGGCGAAGAACAGGAGCAAGAAGAAGAGAAACGAUACGGUUUCCAUGGAUGUAUCUGAACCCUCCUUCCCCGUACGUCCCGAAGCCAUGGACAUUUCGGAGACCGGAGACGUGAAGCCGCCUGUUGAUUCUCAUAACUUAAGAAACACGAAGAAUGGAAAACCGAUGAAGAGAUCGAAGAACGUGAGGAAGAUGAAAGCCAUGGUUAAGGCUAUAGCCAUGACUGAGAAGUAUGCUGAGAAAGUUUCAAAGGGUGAAACCAAAGCCCUUAGAACUCAAUUGGCCAAAAAAUUGUACGAGUGAUUGGGUUAAAAAAAAAGAUUUUGAAAGUCAUAUAAAGUUAUAGAUAGAUGUAUCUGGUUUCAUGUUGGUUGAAGUAAUUCUGUUUUUUCCCCAUCAUCAAGGAGACGUUAUGAUGAUUGGUCCAAAUUUUUUAGUUCCUCUGGUUUAUGAGGUUA